This is a messenger RNA of Colletes gigas, 4653 nucleotides long. RefSeq names its product alpha-protein kinase 1. The transcript has a single exon. NCBI's taxonomy places the organism in Eukaryota, Metazoa, Arthropoda, Insecta, Hymenoptera, Colletidae. Gene Ontology annotation, biological process: regulation of transcription by RNA polymerase II. Gene Ontology annotation, molecular function: RNA polymerase II cis-regulatory region sequence-specific DNA binding; DNA-binding transcription factor activity, RNA polymerase II-specific. The record is from RefSeq and is a predicted model, not a curated record. The coding region runs from base 1277 to 4429 and encodes 1050 amino acids.
AAGAGAGGGGAGAGGGACACGAGGUUGUAGACGAUCGCUAGAGCUAUUUACAAUCGCAGUUCGAAGGAUAAACCGCUUGCUUGUCUCGUGCCCGCGCGCGUCGUAGCGCAAGUUCUGUGUUCCUCGAGGUGCCGAAUUUCGAACGCGCGAAAACACCACCGAUACUCGAUAUACCAUAGAAUCCACGGUUGGGGGACAGAGUCUGCUAGCGAAAAGUGGCGGAAUGGACACGAAUACUAGUGAGAAAAGUGAAAAGUGAUUCGAUCGUGAUGACCAAUGGUUCGAAAACGAAGAGUCACGGUUACCGUUGAACCGCGUGAAUCCGUUCGUCGGGGAGUCGAUCGAACCAUCGGGAACGAGUGAUGGUAAAUCGAGCGGAUCGUUUCAACAUGUAAAUAGCACGCGCCUGUCACCAUCGUUUAAUUUUUUUUUUCUUUUCGUUCCGUUGUUUAUCCUGAGUUCGCCCCUUUCGUGAGUUUCGCCCCCCGGAGCACGAGAGUUCGUGGUUUCUUUUGGACACGGCGUCGGCGGACGCGCACCCUGUCGAAGCGGUUUGGAGCAGCCAUCGACCAUCGGACGGUUGUCUCGUCGUCGUCGGCACAUCGUCGAGGCGAAGACGACGAUAUGCCGCACGCGGUGACACGCUCGACGUCGCACCAGCUGGAGCGCUCGAGGUUAAUCUGGACUUUCGUGACUGGCGUACGUGCGAUCAUAUGAUAAAUGUAGAACACGUUUUGCCCCGCCUUUUUUUCUUUUUUCCGUUUCUUUUCAUUUUCGUUCGGUCUCCCCCGCCCCCCCUUCGCAGCACCGGUCCUCUAGCCAAAGUUCUCUCUAACGACGUAUCUCACGUGACUACUGUUUCGCGCGUCUUUCGAGGCAUCGUCCAUGUGCUGCACGCGAGGAAAUCCACAUCGGCGGUCGUCGACGGCUGAAAGGAGGGAGGCGCGAGACGUCGCGACCUGACGCGCGUGUUUCCCCCGCGACCCGGUCGAACGUUUACGAGAUUUCUGGUGCUCCGUUCCACGGAGAUCGGGAAUAGUGAAACAGAGCAAACGGACCGCCACGCGAUACCUGGAGGAACAGAUUGUUAUCGGGACUUGGUGCGCGCGCGAGCGCGUGUACGCGCGCGUAUGUGCGUUGAAUAUUCGGUUGUGCGAGGUGCGCGUCGCCCGUCUCUGUCCCUUGUAUAACGGACAAGUGCUGUGCUCGGGGGAAGAGACCGCGUCGUCGUUGUCUAUGCAAAAGAAAGAGAUAAGAAUAGCGACCGAUAGACAAUAUGAGUGAGAUGACGAGUGUCGAGCAGCAGCAACAACAGCAACAGUACGUGGGCAGCAGUUCGAAUCCGGAGCAUCAUUGCAAGGACUGCGGCCUCUACUUCGAGAGCGACAAGAGUCUCGAGGUGCACCUGCGAUACCACCAGGAGAACCUGCUAAGCCAGUGGGCGAGCCAGGCGCAGCAGGAGGAGAGUAACAACAACAACAGUAAGGCAGGCAAUCACAACAGCCACGUGGGCGUUAAACGCGAGAGCGUGACCGCGCCGGCGGACUCGAGCGAGUCGUCCUCGAGGCCGCCCUCCAAAGAUCCAACGUCCUCUCAGCAACAGCAGCAACAGCCACAGCAGCAACAGCCGCCGCAGCAACAGACUGCCGGUCAAAGUUACAAUCAUUUCCAGACGCCGAUGUUCGGCGAGGCCAACUAUUUUAUGCAGAACGAACCGGCCUAUAUCCUGCCCCAUCAUUACUCACCGCCGCCAGACGAUACGCAGAACAAUGGCGGUGGUAGUGGUGGCGGCGGAAAUUAUUCGCGCUACCACCCGUAUCAGCAUCAGCAACACUUUCCACCGGAACGGACCAGCUCCGUCAGUUCCACCAGCCCGAGGAGCCCUCCCAUACACUGUGACAAAUGCGGCGCGGUGUACGAGGACGCGAAUCAGCUGGGCGAACACGUGAGAACGAGCCACUCGAACUCGCCCGGAGGAUACCCCGGGCAGCAUCAAUAUCAGCAAUUGGGUAGCAGUCCUCAACAGCAGAGUCAGCAGCAGCAACAGAUGCACGCGUCCCCGCCCCAGUCCAGCCAGCAGCAGCAACAACAACAGCAGCAAUCCGGCUACGACUACAACAGCGGGCAACCCUCGAAAUCGGAGGUGAAGCAAGAACCGGAGGAACAGGCCGAGAUCCUCGAUCUGGAUUCUCACAAGGUUCAAACUCACAGGUACGAGGAGGAACUGAUGAGGCUUCAUCAGCAGCAGCAACAGGAGCUGCAGAUGCAGUUGCAUCAGCAGCAAGUGUUGCAACAACAACACCAGCAACAGCAAAGGGCAGGAUCGCAUUCGGUGAGUUCUAUGCUGGGUUGGCCACCGGCCGCCCAGCCUCAUGAUUAUCACCCCGGGUUAUCGCCAAUGGGCCCCAUGGACAGUGUUUCGCCGCUCCCAGAUCAGGGGCAGUUCAUGCGUGGGCAACACAUGCCCGUCGAACCGCCGCGACAUCCAGGCUCGCCUAUCAUUACGAGCACGCAACCGAUGCCCGGCCACCAGAUCCCCGGAGGUCUGUUGCAACAACCGCCCAAGCCUCCGCCGAUAGCCAAUCAAUCGUGGAAAAGUAACGAGGCGCGGCGACCAAAGACCUACAACUGCACCGCGUGCAACAAGUGGUUCACCAGUUCGGGCCAUCUGAAAAGGCACUACAACACGACGUUGCACAAGAACGCGGUGAAGCAGAGCAAUCAACCGGAUCCUGCCAACAUGCCGAUCAGCGCUCAUCAUCAUCCGGGUAGAGAUAACCAUUCCGGCGGCAGGAGCGGGGGAUCGUCGAGAUCGCCUGAAUUAUCUUCUUCCGGGAGUCCCCCAAACUUGAUGGCAGGUCCUUCGGGCGAGGCGGCGAGGGGCCUGCUGCACACGCCCACCACCACCAGUCUCUUCAGCAACAACAAUUCCAACAACAGCAACAGCAGCAGCAGCAGCGAAUCUUCGGCGGCGGCGGCCCUAACGCAACAACAGCAGCCUUCGGCGGUCCACUUGGGCUCCACAAUGGUACCGCCGCUCAAUUCGCCGGCCCAGUCCCCAAUGGCGGGCCACCAUCAGCAACAAAUGGGUUCCCCGUCCCCCCAGUUGGGCCACCAUCAGCAGCAGCAACAGCAGCAGCAGCUCCAUCACCUGCCAAUGGGUUCGCCGUCGGGCCAACUUCCGGUCCACCAUCCCAUGAGUUCGCCCAUGUCGCCCAUGCACCCGCCGCCGGCGCCCCACCUGAAUUCUCCUUCGCCAAUGGGCUCGUCCCACCCGCACCACAUGAGUUCGCCGUCUCCCAUAACGCCGGGCUCGGUCCACCCAGCAAUGGCUUCGCCCACGGCGAUGGGGGGUACUACGAUGCCUCAUCAGCCGUACCCAAACGCCUUGCCCCCCCACGUUACAACUACUACCAACAUCCCGGGCCUGCUGGAGUCUAUCACCAUCCAGCUAACUACUACUGGUAAUGAGAUGCCUAUGUCGAUCUCUGGGCAACACCAGCAGCAGCAACAGCAACGACAGCAGCAGCAACACCACCAGCAGCAGCAGACUCAGGAUGUUUUACCCGGUUUUGGGACCUUCAGCAACCAUCAGAGGACCCUGCCAAGUUUCACGCAAUUCAACGUUACCGGGUUCUUAAUUGGCCAGAAUCAACCACAGGCCGUUAACGUGGGGGGGCUAAGUCCGGAGGAGAACGCAUCUCCUCAAGAUAGAUCGUUUGAGUCGCCUGGAUCGACGUACGAUCCCUACAGAAGUUCGCCGCCUCGAUACGAGUCCCUCACCAACAUGGACGCUGACAUGAUGCCGAACACCGACGGCAUGAUCAUCAAGCAGUACGAGAUCCAAACCCAUCAUCUGCCUCAUCCGCUUCAGCAUUCGCGGGACAACCUCGAGGCGAACAAUAAUCUGCCGCAGAUGAUUCAGGCAAAGGAGGAGCUGAAUCCGAACAUCGGUAGACAAUACGCGAAGGAUCACAAAUCGAAGAUCGCCGCGGUGAUCACCAAGGAGCAUCAGGUGACCAGCACGAACACCGGCUCGCACUACAUCUCGCAGGACGGCUUUCACAAGUGCAUCGAGUGCGACAAGGUAUUCAACAAGGCUUGCUACCUGACGCAACACAACAAGAGCUUCCACUCCGGCGACAAGCCGUUCAAAUGCAAUCAGUGCGGCAAGAGGUUCCCCCUCGAGUACCUGCACGCGGAGCACCUGCAGAAGCACGCUGGCGACAAGCCGUACAAGUGCGAAACAUGUCCGAAGCAGUUCAACCACAAAACCGACCUCAGGCGGCACAUGUGCCUCCACACUGGCCAAAAGCCGUACGCCUGUGAUAAUUGCGGCAAGGGAUUCAUCAGGAAGGACCACAUGAUGAAGCACCUCGAGACGCACAAAAAGAAAUCCAACAACCACAACGUCCAUCUGCGGGCGUGAUUCCAAAAGUUCGACCAUGCCACGGUCCCCGUGAUUGUUCGUUCGAAAGGUGAGACCGUAAAAACGUGCGACAUUGCAAUCCGAACUUCGCGUUUCAUCGAUCAGAGACACUGGUACUCGAGUGCACAAACCGUUCGAUCGUGAUCAAAUUUGUAUUUAUUAUAUAGUUCUCGGUUAAGGCAUCCUUUUAAUAUCUCUGUCGUCCAAGUUUCCUCCCCCUUGAA